This is a messenger RNA of Peromyscus maniculatus bairdii (prairie deer mouse), 6301 nucleotides long. RefSeq names its product Janus kinase and microtubule interacting protein 3 (gene Jakmip3). Lineage: Eukaryota; Metazoa; Chordata; Mammalia; Rodentia; Cricetidae. Gene Ontology annotation, molecular function: kinase binding; microtubule binding. The record is from RefSeq and is a predicted model, not a curated record.
CUACCACGGAUAGUCCCUCAUAUGCGCGUGGCCCUCGGCGACCCGCAGGCAUAUUUGAGCUGGCUGGUUUUUAGAACCCUGCCUGGUGCAGCAGGGUCCUCUGCAGCCCCAGGGUCAUUUUUCCACAAUGUCAUUUCUCACUUUAACGGACCUGAGACUUGUUUCUUAAGAAUAAGCGAAGCGAUCUGGGGAAGCCAGGGGGCGGGCGACACUGGGCCGGCGCCGGCUGGAGCGCCCGCAGGGGCGGGCCGGGGUUCGGGGCGCUGCCCGCGGUGACGCGCGGCCCCCGCCCGCCGCAGCGACACUGCGAUGGUUGAGCCGGGCCGUCGGACGCCGCCACCCGAAGCCUGAUCGUGGGGAACCUUGGUGAGUGAGAAAAUGUAGCGGAGUGGCACCUGCCAAGAGCUUGGCGUGGAUACCCUGGCCCAGACGGAGCAGCUGCCCCUGGGCGUCUUUCUGGCCAUCCAGCCUCACCAUGUCAAAGAAGGGCGCAGGCAGCCGGGCCAAGGGGGACAAAGCAGAGGCACUCGCCGCAUUGCAGGCUGCCAACGAGGAGCUGCGAGCCAAGCUCACGGAUAUCCAGAUUGAGCUGCAGCAGGAGAAGAGCAAGGUCAGCAAAGUGGAGCGGGAGAAGAGCCAGGAGCUGAAGCAGGUGCGUGAACACGAGCAGCGCAAACACGCGGUCCUGGUCACCGAGCUCAAGACCAAGCUGCACGAGGAGAAGAUGAAGGAGCUGCAGGCAGUGCGGGAGGCUCUGUUGCGGCAGCACGAGGCCGAGCUGCUGAGAGUCAUCAAGAUUAAGGACAAUGAGAACCAGCGGCUGCAGGCACUGCUCAACACCCUGCGGGAUGGCGCGCCCGACAAGGUGAAGACCGUGCUCCUGUGCGAGGCUAAGGAGGAGGCCAAGAAGGGGUUCGAGGUGGAGAAGGUCAAGAUGCAGCAAGAGAUCUCAGAGCUCAAGGGGGCCAAAAAGCAGGUGGAGGAGGCCCUGACGAUGGUCAUCCAGGCCGACAAGAUCAAGGCUGCUGAGAUCAGGAGCGUCUACCAUCUGCACCAAGAAGAAAUCGUCCGCAUCAAGAAGGAGUGUGAGCGUGAGAUCCGCAGGCUGAUGGAGGAGAUAAGAUUUAAAGACAGAGCAGUCUUCGUGCUGGAAAGAGAGUUAGGGGUUCAAGCCGGGCAUGCCCAGAGACUGCAGCUCCAGAAAGAGGCUCUAGAUGAGCAGCUUUCCCAGGCCAAAGAGGCUGAGCGGCACCCAGGCAGCCCCAGACGGGAACUUCCUUAUGCAAGCGGUGCAGGAGACGCCUCAGACCACUCAGGAAGCCCUGAACAGCAGUUGGAUGAAAAGGAUGCCAGGCGCUUCCAACUUAAAAUCGCGGAGUUAAGUGCCAUCAUCCGCAAACUAGAGGACCGCAACGCCUUGCUGUCUGAAGAAAGGAAUGAGCUGCUGAAGCGCUUGCGGGAAGCUGAAAGUCAGUACAAGCCGUUGCUGGAUAAAAACAAGCGGCUCACUCGGAAAAACGAAGACUUGUCUCACACUCUGCGGCGCAUAGAAAGCAAGCUGAAAUUCGUUACGCAGGAGAACAUCGAAAUGAGGCAGAGAGCCGGAAUCAUCCGGAGACCCAGCUCCUUAAAUGACCUUGAUCAAAGUCAAGAUGAGAGAGAGAUCGACUUCCUAAAGCUCCAGAUUGUGGAGCAACAGAACCUCAUUGAUGAGCUUUCCAAGACCCUGGAGACGGCAGGCUAUGUGAAGAGCGUGUUGGAGCGUGAUAAGCUGUUGAGGUACCGGAAACAAAGAAAGAAAAUGGCGAAACUCCCCAAGAAGCCAGUCGUUGUGGAGACCUUCUUCGGAUAUGAUGAAGAAGCUUCCCUGGAAUCCGAUGGCUCUUCCAUUUCUUACCAAACUGACAGGACAGACCAGACCCCAUGCACCCCUGAAGAUGACCUGGAAGAGGGUAUGGCCAAGGAAGAGACGGAGCUGAGGUUCCGGCAGCUGACCAUGGAGUACCAGGCAUUGCAGCGAGCCUAUGCCUUGCUGCAGGAACAAGUCGGAGGGACCCUGGAUGCAGAGCGAGAAGUUAAGACCCGUGAGCAGCUGCAAGCAGAAAUCCAGAGAGCACAGACGCGGGUGGAGGACCUGGAGAAGGCGCUGGCUGAACAGGGGCAGGAUAUGAAGUGGAUCGAAGAGAAGCAAGCGCUGUAUCGAAGGAAUCAAGAGCUUGUAGAAAAGAUAAAACAAAUGGAGACGGAGGAGGCCCGGCUGAAACACGAGGUCCAGGAUGCAAAGGACCAGAAUGAGCUGCUGGAAUUCAGGAUCCUGGAGCUUGAGGAGAGAGAGAGGAAGUCACCUGCCAUCAACUUCCACCACACGCCUUUUGUGGAUGGGAAGAGCCCCCUGCAGGUGUACUGUGAGGCCGAGGGUGUAACGGACAUCCUGGUCACGGAGCUGAUGAAGAAGCUAGAUAUCCUGGGGGAUAACGCCGUAAGUAAUCUGACCAAUGAGGAGCAAGUGGUUGUCAUUCAAGCCAGGACAGUCCUGACCUUGGCAGAAAAGUGGCUCCAGAGGAUUGAAGAGACAGAGUCAGCGCUCCAGCGGAAAAUGGUAGACCUGGAGAGCGAGAAGGAGCUGUUCAGUAAGCAGAAAGGCUACCUGGAUGAGGAGCUGGACUACAGGAAGCAGGCGUUGGACCAAGCCCACAAGCACAUCCUGGAGCUGGAAGCCAUGUUGUAUGAUGCCCUGCAGCAGGAAGCCGGGGCCAAAGUGGCCGAGCUGCUGUCAGAAGAAGAGCGCGAGAAGCUCAAAGUGGCCGUGGAACAGUGGAAGCGCCAGGUCAUGAGCGAGCUGCGAGAGCGCGAUGCGCAGAUCCUGAGGGAGCGCAUGGAGCUGCUGCAGAUUGCGCAGCAGAGAAUAAAAGAGUUAGAAGAAAGAAUAGAAACUCAGAAGAGACAAAUAAAGGAGCUGGAAGAAAAGCUUUCAUUCUCUGGUCAUAGCUGUGCUUGGCACCCUGAGCUGCCCUCUGCAGAGGUGGACCCUUGUCCUCUAACGGGACCGGAGAGCAGCAGGUGCCGGAGAAAGCGUGGGAAGUCGGGUCUGGACACUGGCACCUCCGGAGGGUUUGGGCUCUGUCCCCUGCCCUGUGGAGGAUGAGGGCAGAAGCCCUGUGAGCUGCAGUCACUGUCCACUCGGGGCGAGCCAGGACGAGAACUUACCUUGCUGACUAGGGCUUCUCUAAGAGAGGCCCAGCCUCGGCUCCUGGGUCCUGGCGACCUUCAGCCCAGAGAGUAGGCCUCAUCCCAGUCACAGCGAUGUAUAAUGUUCCCUGCCGUGCAGGGGGGAAGAACUGCUCCUAUGCUGGAGCCCACACUGAACACCCCCCCACCCCGUUCCCAUAGUGACCAUCAGUAGUCUUGGAAGAAGAACUCAGUCCUGGCCAGACUUGCCCCUAAUGGCAGGAUGAAGGCUGUGGUCUCAGUGGUGACCCUGGGUGUCACACUGAAGUCACUCACUGUGGUCCUGAACACUUGCUGAUGAACAGAUUCCAUGCCCAACCUUGUUCUGUCACAUUGGUGUCUCUGUGAGGACAGAUGAGUUAUUACCCACCCCCGCCCCCCAACUGGCUUCCUCCCCUACCCCCAGACACAAAGGCUAGACCUAGCCUGGUCUGCUGGCCAGGAGCACAGUGGGAAGACGAGAGGAGAGGCCACAGAGUGGAGGCCCCUCCUGGCCUGGAAGACCCUCAGCCGGUGGGCCUAGGCUGAGAACUGCCAGUGGCAAGGGCAGAUGGUGAUGUCCACUGAAGAUGGCCUCGUCCGGAGCCUGUGUACACAAGGAGCAGGGUCCAGGUGAGAAGGUGAAAAGAAGAUGCACCCAAGGUUCUGCAAACUUCAGAAGGCAGCCACCGUACAAUGGCCUACAGAGAGAAAACAGUGCAUCCAUGAGGACGGUUCAAGUGAGAUUUCCAUUAUGCUGGCUGGUCCAUCCACAGCCCAGGAAAGUCUUCCCUUGUGUGGACCAGACUGCAUCCCUGGUUGGAGGUGGCUCUUCUGCCUCAUCACAUCCUUGCUAGUCUAAGGUUGUCACCCUCUGUACUGAAGUUAGGAGGGUGUGUGUAUGUGUGUACAUGUGUGUUCAUGUGUGUGCUUGCUCAGUGAGAGGUCAGGGAAGGGAUUAGAGCCCUUUCAAAGCACUGGGUAGUGAGAUAUGCAGGCAGGUGUGACUGUUACACUCAGCAUUGUAUAUUACAAAGCCCAGUAGCCAGGGGGAGGAAUGAGAAGGUUGUCUGAAAGUAUUAAGUUCAUUGUAUAUUUGUGUCAGGAGAAAUGUUCCAGUGUGGUGCAGAUGACCGAGUGGUUAUAAACCCCUAGGUCAAAAUCAGAGGAAAGCUUACAGGAUUGGACACACGGGCCUUUUCUUCAGUGGCUGCAGGAUUUCUGCCAGGAAAUGCACUAAGUGCACUUGGUCCUUCCUUUUGCCAUUCAUGCCAUGGUUCCUGAUGUGCGUGGAUAAGGUUCUGGCCUCGUCAUGGCUUCCCUAGCUGAGCCUGACAUUGGGUUUGGCCUUUGAGUCUGAAAUCCUCAGCCCCGAGUGCAUGCUGUUGUUUGAUUUAAGUGACCGCCUUCUCUUGGUCCAUUUGCUGUAUUCUCAGUCCUGAAUGGCAACAACAGCCUGUAUUAGCAGUGCUGUCCGAUCUGUAGGUGAGGUAAACUGUUGGGUUAGAGACUGAGGGACGGUACAAUACAGGCAUCUAGAAACAACUGUCUCAGUUCCAUGCAGCUCCCUGCCCAGCUGAGCUCCUGGCCCAGCUCCAAGUGAACUCGCAAGAGAACAGUAGCUGAUUGGGAACAAAAAAGUUGCACUGGAAACUUGCCCCACCUCACAUCCCUCUGGUUUAGUUGGAUCAUGGCUUUGCAUGUUGUGUGUGUGUCUGGAAUAACUUCAUAAUACCCCUGACACUCUAAAUCACAGGUCCGGGAACUUUGGUUUUGUUUGUUUGUUUGUUUUUGUUUUAAAGAAGGACUAUACAAGACAGAGAAGCAUGUAAAUAGGUACCAAUGAUCAUGAAGUCAUUAUUGUUUAUGUGUAAAGUAUAUGUACAUAGAAAGGAAAAUGACUCAAUGAAUGUUAGAUAAUAGCCCACAAACCAAACUGCAUCUCCACCUGGCUGUAUUCCUGAAAGCACAUGUUGAGCCGGGAGGCUGUACUCUCUUUAGAUCUCAUUGUUUUUAUCCAUGUGUCAUAUGCAUCUUCUUGUCACAUGAUCCCAAAGUCAGAUCUGAACUUUGGGGAGGGGUGGGCGGUGGACAUGUGAGCCUUUGUUACCGAUUCUUGCUGCCAGUGAGCACCUGAAGAGCUCAAGCAUUUCAAAAGUAAGGUGCAUUUUCUAAAUCCCAGACUGAACCUUUGACCCCACGUGCUGGGUUAGAGGGGCUUCCCUCCCACAUCUGAGAUCUUGCUGCUAGCUCCUAAAACAGGACAUCCGUGUGCCAUGGCACUGCCCCGGUGAAGCAAGAAGGGGGACCCUGACAUGUCCCCCAGGGACUCAAACCGUGUCACUGAGGUGUGGGCCUGGACUUCAUGUUGCGUUAGGUUGUCAGCCCGCCAGCUCUGUGUGCACGGCACAGAACGGCAUAAGCAUUUUUGUUUGUCUAAACUAGAAAUCCACAUAAACCGCAGAGUCCUUUGUGAACAGCCACAUGGUGUCUACUUCGUUCCUAUGGUCUAGCGUUCUGUUGCAGAAGGCCUAUGGCUGUGACUUAAGUCUCUGCCCUCGCAGACUCUGUAGCCUUCAGGAAACCUGAGUGCCUUACAUGGCUUGGAAACACCAACUGGGAGUCGGGAGGGAGGGUGGAGAGCAGCCUCAAGGCACUGACAGUUGAUCAGCUCUUGCCAUCACUCCGUCAUUGAACCCUUGAGGUGGGUUGUGUGUUAUAACACAGUGAUGGAUUUAAGUUUAGGCUCAGGAAAAUCCUAUUGUGAAUAUAUGUAUCAAAGCAUAUAUUUAUUGUAUCUUUUCUAAAAAGCUUUAUUGUAAACUUAUGCAAAGAGGAGCAGAACUUGGUUUCCUGUGGCAAAGUGCCAGGCAGUAUUUGUGUUCAAUGAAACAGUCCUUAACACCCCCCUCUAAACACGUGACCUUUCCGUUCAGUGCUAAACAGUAUUCCCAGGCUUAAACUAGGUUUGUAUGGUGGUCAAUUACAAAUUUUACACAUAUUUUUGUAUUGUGGUUCCUAUAAUAUAUACCAGAGACUUUUUACUUAUUUGUAAAUUAUUGUACAGUUUUAAUAAAACUUGUUUUAAAUCCUA